AAUUAGCAGUGCUACCGCUCAUCGGCGACCUCUAGCGGCUGCAGGAUAAAGAGCCCCCUCCUUGUGCAAGUUGAUUUACUUCGCCUUUAUUAAUGUUGAAAGGCAGUCCAAUGAGGCUUACGUCUAAUAUUUUCUACACAUCUUUCCUAAUUUGUAUACAUUUUUCGAAAAUGUCAGGUUCUAGCGAUGGUAAAUUCAUGUAUUUCGCGUUUGGAAGCAACUUGUUGAAGGAAAGGCUCCAGCUGAUGAAUCCCUCGGCUGUUUUCUACGCUACUGGCAGACUGAAGGACUACAAGCUGGACUUCGGCCUGUGGGAGAAAAAUGUGGAAACUGCAUGGCAUGGUGGAGUGGCCACCAUCGAGUCCUGUCCAGGUGAAGAGGUUUGGGGGGUGGUCUGGACUUUGAGCAAUGAAAACCUCUCAACCUUAGACAGCCAGGAAGGUGUGAGCCAUGGAAAGUACUCCCCGCUGGAGGUCUCUAUUGAGACUGAUCAGGGCGUGAUGCCAUGCAGGACGUAUCAGAUGAACAAUUUUCACGCCUGCCCUCCAUCUCCGCAGUACAAACAGGUGGUAUGCCUCGGCGCAGAGCAGAACGGGCUUCCACAGGAGUACCUGAAGAGGCUGGAGGCCAUUCAGACCAACAACUACAUCGGCCCGUCGGUAUUGGAUCAAAUUAGAGUCGCCUCAGAGCAGCCUGAAAUUAGUAACUGAGCAAAAACACACUGAUAAUGUAAUUUAUAUAUAUAAACAUACCGAUAUUAUAUUAGGAUGAGGCAUCGUCACUGUAAAAAAGGACAGUUUAACAGUUAGACUAGAGGAAGCUUAUUCUGUUUUAGCUGAUUAUCAAUAGAUUUACCUCCUGCUAUGUCUUAAUGCUAAUACCGCGUUUAAUCACAAGAGUUGGUGGGGCCCAACAUACAUUCUGAUUUAAUGUGUGACCCCAAGUUAUCAGAGGCAGUGGCACCCCCAGAAGUUCUUCACAGAGGGGGCCCACAUGGGUGUGAUUGCUGUGAUGUUGGACCAUUACUAAUUUAUAUUUCAGACUGACUAGAAAUGAGCAUUUAAAGUUGGACAGCCUACAAAUAGUUUCAAUAGUUUUAUUCUUUAAAAUAACAGGAUUUUUUUUUUUUCAUUUUACAAAAUGAAAAACAUCUCAAAACGUUAACACUAAAAACCUUUGUGAGAACUAUUUACUAAACAUUGGGUAACACUGAAGAAGUUAAAUCACAGACUACUGCUACAUGAACAAAACUGCAAUAAGCUGGUUAAAAUGCAGGAUGCGUUCGCUGACACGCGGACAACUCUGCUUCGGUCAUUACACCAACAACUUGCCACACCUGGGGUGGCCGAUGAUCAGUUGUCUUUGCAAAUGCUCUAACAACUUGAAAAUAUUUGUUCAAAUGAAUAAAUAAAAAUGAAUAAAUUGUUCAAAAGAA
Girardinichthys multiradiatus is the source of this 1435-nucleotide messenger RNA. It is a transcript of the gene ggcta, whose product is annotated as gamma-glutamylcyclotransferase a. Bases 93 to 710 code for a protein of 205 amino acids. NCBI's taxonomy places the organism in Eukaryota, Metazoa, Chordata, Actinopteri, Cyprinodontiformes, Goodeidae. The transcript has 4 exons. Gene Ontology annotation, molecular function: gamma-glutamylcyclotransferase activity. The record is from RefSeq and is a predicted model, not a curated record.